Molecule: messenger RNA, 1842 nt
Organism: Diaporthe amygdali
Lineage: Eukaryota; Fungi; Ascomycota; Sordariomycetes; Diaporthales; Diaporthaceae
Exons: 1
Coding region: 1-1842 (613 amino acids)
Source: RefSeq, a predicted model, not a curated record
AUGCCUCAUAGCACAGAUCCUGUGAUUCCCAGCGUGGUCGAUUCCAGAGCCACUUUCAAACGCGCAUUUCUCGAAUGGUCGUCUCUCGCACAAACAGCCAAAAUAGAUCCACAGACAGUCUGUGACCAUUUAAGCCUCAUUAAGACUGCAUUUCCAGACCAUCCUGCAUUCCCAGUGGGUCUGAACAUCAAGGAAUCCCCCGGCUCUCUGUCGGCAACCGGCUCGUCUUCAUGGGCUGCCACGGUUGCUUCAAUCAGUCAUAACGAUCUGCCAGAUUUUCGGCAAUUUCAUGAGAUCACAGUCACCGAAUCCAAGCCUACAAAAUGCUCCUUCACUAGAGACCGAGAAGUUGGCUACUGUCAAUGGUUUGAGGGCCAAGACAGUCACCUCACUAUCUUGAUCCUCGCAUGGGCUUAUGUGUUGGCUGCCAGAUGGACAGAGAUUAUCCCAGGAGCCAGACCGAUUCGUUACACAGAAAGUCGAUUAAAUUCAGUCACCAAUCGUGGAAAAUUCAAUGUCAGUUUGGGAAGUGCCAGUGCGGAUGCAGCGCGAUGGUGGGAGGCUGUCUUGGCUCCAGGGCAAGGCUGGUUAGCCACUGUUGAGUCUGGGGAUGACGAACUGCACUCUCCUUGGUCGGUUCUGCUGUCUUCGAGGGCCAAGUUCAGCGUGUCAUAUUCCGAGUCUGAAUCUGCCACUGGAGCUGUGGCAACAUUCACUACGGCCCUGCACUACCUUGCCGAUUAUUGUGCCACCCACGACCUGGCGGACCAGAGCCGGGCAGCUCUGGCGACCGUCUUGUGCCUUCCUCAUGCCGCGUUCAUUGGAAGGCGUGUCCAUCUCCCUUCCCCACAGAUAAUGAGCGAUACGAAGAGACUCCCUAUAGAGCCGCUGAGACGAGAGCAAAGUCGUUAUGAGUGCUCUACGUCCCAACUGGACAAGCUCCUCACCUUGAGUUGUAACACAAAAGGUCUCACAGCCAUACUUCUGAGCCUCUUUUUCGAUCACGAAGUCCCUUGCAAUCUUGCCAGUCCUUGGUUACAGGGCAUAUUCUCUGCUUUGGACAGAGUAUCUGAUGAGACCUGCCUGCUACUGCAGACCUUGAUGAAUAAACAGCCAAAAAUUGGGUUCCUUUGGCUCGGAGCCACAAUCCUUGGAACUCAUUCUCAUCUUUUAGAACUGGCUCGCCGUGGAAGCAUGGAGGUGGAAAUACUUUCCGCAGUAUGGACAAACACUUCACAGACCUUUAUGCAGUUUCCAUUGACCGGCGUGGCCCGGUCUGGGCGGAUUAAGCGUGAGGACGAGUGCCGACUUGCCUAUCUAGCAAUGGAAAGCUAUCAAUAUUAUCUUCCCAUGUGCCCAUGGAAGCCCUUUGGAAGCACGGCUUUGGAAGACACAGAUCUGGACGUCAGAAUUCACGCCAAUUGCCAAGGGCAUGGGCUUAGGUAUGUUGGCUGGGCUUGGGACUACUUGGACGACGACCUUGCAGUGGAACGGAAGUUCCAUGAAAAUGGAGGCGCUCUAGAUGUGGAUAUCAAGUCUCAGCAGAAUCUUGUUACGAAUCAGCCCAGUCACUCGAUACCCUACGAGAAAUUGGAUCUGCAUGAUGAUGGACCUUCGUGGAAGGCGACCCUCAAUAUCUUCAUGUGGCUCCGUCGAGACGGCUUCCCGUCAUCUGAGCAGUACAUCCGAAGGCACGAAUGGUUAUGUGAUGUUCUCGAUGACGAAGAAGAGGCCGCGUACGAAUCCUGGACUGAUGAAGAGGAUGUCGUUGCUUCGGGGAGACGGAGAGCCAAAUCGAGUGCCCCGAAGCCCAAAUUGGGUCAGUGGCUUGCUUCGACAUAG